Molecule: messenger RNA, 3170 nt
Organism: Pipistrellus kuhlii (Kuhl's pipistrelle)
Lineage: Eukaryota; Metazoa; Chordata; Mammalia; Chiroptera; Vespertilionidae
Gene: GUCY1B1
Product: guanylate cyclase 1 soluble subunit beta 1
Exons: 14
Coding region: 150-2009 (619 amino acids)
Biological process (GO): response to oxygen levels; cGMP biosynthetic process
Cellular component (GO): guanylate cyclase complex, soluble
Molecular function (GO): guanylate cyclase activity; heme binding
Source: RefSeq, a predicted model, not a curated record
GGUGCCAAUCAAGGCGGACCGAGACCACUGCGCUCCUUCCAGUUCUGCGCUGCCGCCGGGGUCCUGUUGCGCCGUCGCCUCCGUAGCCCGGGUCCCACCGGCCGCGCCUCUCCGCGGGGGCCUCCUCCCGCACCCCGGGCGCAGGCACCAUGUACGGCUUUGUGAACCACGCGCUGGAGCUGCUGGUGAUCCGCAACUACGGCCCCGAGGUGUGGGAGGACAUCAAAAAAGAGGCCCAGUUAGAUGAAGAAGGACAGUUUCUUGUCAGAAUAAUAUAUGAUGAUUCUAAAACUUAUGAUUUGGUUGCUGCUGCAAGCAAAGUUCUCAACCUCAAUGCUGGAGAAAUCCUCCAAAUGUUUGGGAAGAUGUUUUUUGUCUUUUGUCAAGAAUCUGGUUAUGAUACAAUCUUGCGAGUGCUGGGAUCUAAUGUCAGAGAAUUCCUACAGAACCUCGAUGCUUUGCAUGACCACCUUGCUACUAUCUACCCAGGCAUGCGUGCACCUUCCUUUAGGUGCACUGAUGCAGAUAAGGGCAAAGGACUCAUUCUGCACUACUACUCAGAGAGAGAAGGACUUCAGGAUAUUGUCAUCGGAAUCAUUAAAACAGUAGCUCAACAAAUACAUGGCACUGAAAUCGACAUGAAGGUUAUUCAGCAAAGAAAUGAAGAAUGUGAUCAUACUCAAUUUUUAAUUGAAGAAAAAGAGUCUAAAGAAGAGGAUUUUUAUGAAGACCUUGACAGAUUUGAAGAAAAUGGUACCCAGGACUCACGCAUCAGCCCCUAUACCUUCUGCAAAGCUUUUCCUUUCCACAUAAUAUUUGACCGGGACCUAGUGGUCACUCAGUGUGGCAAUGCCAUCUACAGAGUGCUUCCCCAGCUCCAGCCUGGCACUUGCAGCCUUUUGUCUGUCUUCUCUCUGGUCCGUCCUCAUAUUGACAUUAGUUUCCAUGGGAUCCUUUCACACAUCAAUACGGUUUUUGUAUUGAGAAGCAAGGAAGGAUUGUUGGAUGUAGAGAAAUUAGAAUGUGAAGAUGAACUGACUGGGACUGAGAUCAGCUGCUUACGUCUCAAGGGUCAAAUGAUCUACUUACCUGAAGCAGACAGCAUACUUUUUCUGUGUUCACCAAGUGUGAUGAACCUGGAUGAUUUGACGAGGAGAGGUCUGUACCUCAGUGACAUCCCUCUGCACGACGCCACACGGGACCUCGUUCUUUUGGGAGAACAAUUCAGAGAGGAAUACAAGCUGACCCAGGAGCUGGAAAUUCUGACAGACAGACUGCAGCUCACGUUAAGAGCGCUGGAAGAUGAAAAGAAAAAGACAGACACGUUGCUGUACUCUGUCCUUCCUCAAUCUGUGGCCAAUGAGCUGAGGCACAAGCGCCCUGUGCCUGCGAAAAGAUAUGACAACGUGACCAUCCUCUUCAGUGGCAUUGUGGGCUUCAACGCAUUUUGUAGCAAGCAUGCCUCCGGGGAAGGGGCCAUGAAGAUUGUCAACCUCCUCAACGACCUCUACACCAGAUUUGACACACUGACUGAUUCCCGGAAAAAUCCGUUUGUGUAUAAGGUGGAGACUGUUGGCGAUAAGUAUAUGACAGUGAGUGGUUUACCAGAGCCGUGUAUCCACCAUGCACGAUCCAUUUGCCACCUGGCCUUGGACAUGAUGGAGAUUGCUGGCCAGGUUCAGGUAGAUGGUGAAUCUGUUCAGAUAACAAUAGGGAUACACACUGGAGAGGUAGUCACCGGGGUCAUAGGCCAGAGGAUGCCUCGCUACUGUCUUUUUGGGAAUACUGUCAACCUCACCAGCAGAACAGAAACCACCGGAGAAAAAGGAAAAAUAAACGUGUCUGAAUAUACGUACAGAUGUCUUAUGACACCAGAAAAUUCAGACCCACAGUUCCUCUUGGAGCACAGAGGCCCAGUGUCCAUGAAAGGCAAGAAAGAACCAAUGCAAGUUUGGUUUCUAUCCAGAAAAAACACAGGGACAGAGGAAACAAGCCAGGAUGACAACUGAAUCUUGGACUGUGGGAGAAAGACUGGGAUUAGGUUCCGGUUAUCCCCUAACCUAUGGCAAGCCCAGGAACAUUGUUACCCUACGGAUACAAAUUCUUGUUUUGUCUUUUUCAGUGAUCCCAAGCCUUUCUCUUAGGUAUAUCUUUCACUACUCAUUACUAAACUUGAGCUCUGCUUUGGAUUCUUAUCGAGGUUUAAUAUGUUAUCUAAAGUUCGGCUUUAGAUGUGGAUGAUAUGUGCUUCACGUGUCUAAAAUCUACUACAAGUAUUACUCAACAUGGAAAUUUGCAAGUAGUAAGCACCCAAUACGUAUUGGUUGAAUUUAGUUAAAUGAAACUGAGUGGUAUUUGGCCUUGUGUGUACAGACCAUGGUUGACCAAAUCUGUUUCAUGCUUCAUAUAUAUAAGUACAUGUAUAUUUUAAUGACUAUAAUGUAUAACAAACUUUAUAUCAUGAUGGUGUAUAGCAUUAUAAGAAUCAUUUUUUUAAAGGAGUGGAUUGUAAGUUUUAGGGAGAAAAAAACGAUUUAUUUUCAGAUUCCCAAAGUAAAGAUUAGUAUAUCAUGCUAAGAAAAUAGGGACUAUUUUGAAGUGUGUCAAUUUCCCUUCAGAAAUCUAGAACACACAUGUCUGUUGUUAAAAUAUCUGGUUGCUCAUUCAAAUCAUGUGGCAGUUACAAUCCCUGUGAAAUGCUAUUGUUUGUAUUGUAUGUCUUGCAUUAAACCUCAUUAAGGAUGCGCAGUGGCCACAGAAAGCUGCACUCUUCCCCAGUAAGCUAUGACAGUGGCUCGGGAUACAGGUUCAGGCCUCUAACCACUUCCAAGAAUAAAGCUGGGGCACUCGGUCAAUCAGAGCCACUCCUGGCCUUUUGUUCUCAGAAACUAACUUCUUUUUCUUAGUUUAGAAGGAUGUGAUUAUAUCGAGGGCAUCAUGUUCACAUAACUUAGUUUAAUUGCAACGUAGAAUGCAUUCCUAUUGGAAUAAUUGGCCUGUUCUUCAAUGUCUCCAUAAUUUAUUAAUGUCUAUCUUUACAAAUUGUAGUGCGACUACUUUUGUGUAAAAAUGUCUUUAAAUUGAGUAUUUCAUAUCAACACAUCAAUAUAUGUAUAGAUGUUCCAUGUUAAUGUGUAAAAGAAUCUGCAAUAAAUUAUUUUUUCCACUUG